This is a messenger RNA of Salpingoeca rosetta, 363 nucleotides long. Its product is annotated as import inner membrane translocase subunit TIM14. Gene Ontology annotation, biological process: protein import into mitochondrial matrix. The record is from RefSeq and is a predicted model, not a curated record. Lineage: Eukaryota; Choanoflagellata; Craspedida; Salpingoecidae. Gene Ontology annotation, molecular function: ATPase activator activity. Gene Ontology annotation, cellular component: PAM complex, Tim23 associated import motor. The transcript has 4 exons. The coding region runs from base 1 to 363 and encodes 120 amino acids.
AUGAGUGGACCCAUCUUCUUUGGCGCGUGUCUUGCGGCUGCCGGCUUCGGCGGUCGAAUGCUGCUCCGUGCUGCAAAGGAUAUGAAGCCUUUGAUGGAACAGAUGCCCAAAAUCGGCAGCUUCAAGCUUCCGAAAUUUGAGAUGAACACAUACUACAGGGGAGGCUUCCAAGAAACCAUGUCGCGUCGUGAAGCCGGCUUGAUUCUUGGCUGCAGCCCAAAGGCCACCAAGACGCGUGUCAUGGAAGCGCACAAGAAGGUCAUGAUUGCAAACCAUCCUGAUCGGGGCGGUUCCCCGUACCUUGCUGCAAAGAUUAACGAAGCAAAGGAGUUGUUGGAAAAGCACGCAAGCCACAACUCCUGA